This is a messenger RNA of Seriola dumerili (greater amberjack), 2856 nucleotides long. It is a transcript of the gene trim13, whose product is annotated as tripartite motif containing 13. Gene Ontology annotation, molecular function: zinc ion binding. The coding region runs from base 656 to 1891 and encodes 411 amino acids. Gene Ontology annotation, biological process: positive regulation of macroautophagy; positive regulation of canonical NF-kappaB signal transduction; innate immune response. Lineage: Eukaryota; Metazoa; Chordata; Actinopteri; Carangiformes; Carangidae. The transcript has 2 exons. The record is from RefSeq and is a predicted model, not a curated record.
GUUUCGGGAGGAAAACAUCAAAUGUUUAGUAGUGCACAAGUGCUGAAUUGCUAAUAUAAAUUGAUAAGUGAAUAGCACUCUUAGAGGCUGAUUUGAACUGGUUGAAAUAUGAAGCCAAUGGUGUUGAUGUUUCUAGCCUAUCUCAGUUUCUGUUCGCUCACGGUGCGCAGAUAAUCUGCCACUUGUUUUGUUCAGUGCGACACAGAAUUGAAGUUUACUCUUCAUACCAGUUGAUGCACUUGGGCGCCUUUAUCGUGUUAACUGUUUACACAUGCAUAUAUUGACAAGUGCCCACACGAGUGACUGAAGUGGGGCAGUAUAAAAAGCCUGUGGUGCCAAGCUCGGACUAAAACCUAGUUGACAGUUUUUCACGCUGUAAUGUUUUGCAUAGCAACAGCCCCUCCCCCAUCCAACUGGCAGGGAUCCUCUGCAAGUUACCCUGCAGGGACAAAAACGUAAACAUCCGUCAUGUUCAAAAUUAAACUGUCGAAUAAAUCGAAAUACCAGUAGCUUUCAUAUUGAUGGCAUCAUAUCGCGCUCGUGGGUGUACGUGUGGGCAAAUACCGAGGAAGCAGCGUAUCUUAAUUUUCUGUGCGCCACUGAAACAGUUAACUCCAUACCCGGAAAGGGCGAAGUCUGCACAGCAACAAGCGCCAUGAUUGCGUUGCACUGUGCGUCUCAGCAGCUGGAUGCCAUGGAGCAGCUAGAAGAGGAACUUACCUGCCCAAUCUGCUGCGGUCUCUUCGAGGACCCACGGGUCUUGCUGUGCUCACACAGCUUUUGCAAGAAAUGCUUGGAGGGACUCUUGGAAGGAAACCGAGGUCCAGCUUUCAGAACACCUUUCAAAUGCCCCACAUGCCGCAAAGAGACCCCUCACAACGGCGCAAACAGCCUGCAGAUCAACUACUCUCUGCGCGGAAUAGUGGAGAAGUACAGCAAAAUAAGGGUUCUGCCUAAGAUGUCUGCUUGUAAACAACACUGCGACCAGCCUCUUAACAUAUUUUGCGCCACGGACUUAAAACUAAUUUGUGGGUUUUGCGCAACAACAGAUGACCACAAAGGGCAUAAAUUCUGCUCCUUGGAGGAGGCAUAUGACCAUGAGAAGGAGGCGUUUGAAGAGCUGUUUCACGGGGUGGAGAGCUGGCAGAGUGCAGAUAUCCUGUCCUGCCUGGAGACACUACAAACCAGUAAGAAAAAGGCUCUUCAGUCCGUGACCAAGGACGCAGAAAAGGUAACAGACUAUUUCGACAAGCUCAUCAGUGCACUUGAAUGCAAAAAGAAUGAGAUCCUCUCCGAUUUUGAAACACUGAAGCUGGUGGUGAUGCAAGCAUAUGACCCGGAGAUCACCAAGCUGAGCGCAGCACUGGAAGAGCAGAGACUGGCGCUCAGCAUCGCGGAGUCUUUCAGGAGCGUCUCCGACCCCUUGUGCUUUCUGCAGCAGAUGCAGGAGUUUCGGGAAAGAUUACAGGUCCUUAAGGAGACUCCCCUGCCCUCCCGGAAAGAGAUGGACGUCGGCCCCCUUGUGCGCAAUUUCGAUGUAAAAAAGUGGGAUUCACUAAGGCUCAGAGACGUGGACAAGAUCUCAGUCCCCCAUGAGAAUGGCUCGUACAGAGUGGGGGGCUCACGGAUGGCAGCGCCUCGGUGGAUCACCUUAUUUAUGAGUUUGUUGCUGUCAACUCUGCUCCUGCUGCAGCCGCACAACCUUACAGCCUGCGUAACCUCUCAGAUUGAACCAUUUCUUACUACAGUUUCCUCGCACCUCAGCCACACUGCUGUGUACCUGCGGGAAAUGACUGACAUGUGCACAAGUUUAAUGAGCGCAGGCCAGGAAUGUGUCGUGCACUUAAUUGACUCUACUGUCAGUUUUAUUGGCAGUUGUAAGUUGUUUUAAUUACUAGCCUGUGGCAUCUCACGCACUCACAGCUACAAAUUGUUUCCAAAGUGACCCGCGUGAUGCACAAAAGUGGUGACAAAUAUGCACCUGAGCAUAUGUAAACAUUUGUUUAUCUAAUUGUUUAUUAUGUCUUUUGCUCUUUUUUGCUUAACCUCUCUGAAGCCACAGAAUCAAUCAUUCAUUCAGAGAUUGAAGCCUUCAUUUACAUAGGACAGACACUAAAUCACACUUCUUUCCACAAAUGUGCGAUCUAUUCUUAAUACGAUGACACUUUUAUACUUCUCCAAGAUGAUCUUGAUAAAUAAAACUGAGAAAUGUAAGACACAUCCAUGUUUGAUUUUUUAUUUAGUGUAACAGGCCAAAUCAGACAUCUAUUUAGGAACCGUGGCGAGCCAGUGAACUACGCAAGUGAGUAAUUAAAGAAGUAUACAGUGUAAUCUAUGGCCUCUUCCCCGCAGAGCGCGUCCGCACCAGUGAUGCUGCAACCUCUUCAAGGUUACAAACGUUGCAUAACAGGGCCCGUGUGAAAUAUUCAGCAAGCUGCAGACACGGUGCGAGAGGUAAAAAAGAACACGGCCCCGUGGUGUUAUGUUGUUUUCAUGAAAUCUAAAAAACUGACAACUGCAUUUCUUCUACCCAAUGAUAAUACACCUUAUAUAAGACUACAUGAUUGACACGCGUACUCGGCAGUCACUUCAUUUCUGCACAAAAUUUACUUGCGGAGGUUCAUGCGAGUCAUUCGUAGCACGACUUGUUCCGGUCUAUAAAGUCAAACAUUUGCAGGAUGUUAAAUUAAAAGUAUAUUUUCUACCAUCUUAAUAUGAAGGAAACGUGAUUUUAAGCCUAAAAUCAAAGUGCAAUUAUGCAGGCAAAUUGAAGUUCUUAAAGUUCUUUUAAAUUAGGGUUUGCUCAGUGAAAUCUUUGGCUUAUCACCAACUGUGGUCUUCAUUAAAGUAGGUCGG